GGUGGCAGAGGAAGGGAAAGACCAGCAGAGAGGAAAGAGAAAGGGAACUGGAGGAAAAGAGAAAGUGAGGAGAAGCGAAAGGGACGGAGACUGGGAGGAAAUAACAAUCAUGGCAGGACAGGGUGGAGAGAGAGAGUGAGAGGAAACAGAGACGGCAAGAGGAGAGAGGAGGUGGGAAGGGCUGAGAGAGGCGCUCAGGCACAGGCUCUGAACCUGAGAGGAAAAGCUUGGGGCUGAAGCAAGCCUGGGAAGAGACUAGAAGAGACAGAGGGGAGAGAGAAAUAGAAGGUGAGGCUGGGAAAGAGGUGAUCUCAAAGAAAAGUUGAGUGCAAGAAGGAAAGAGAGAAAGGAGAGAGGAAGAAAACACAAGACAGCAGACAAAGGGUAAAAGGUGAGGGCAGAAUCAGGUGAGGAGAGAGACCCAGAGCUAUCAGGCCCAGCUCUUGAGAGACCAAGAAGGGGGAGACUGCGACUGGCACCCCUCACCCACAGCAUCUCUCCCUGUCCCGGGGACCCCAGAGUGGGUUUCCUUGGACCUCUGAGCCUCUGACCCGGUCUCGGUCACCAUCCCCAGCUGAGCUGGCCUUGGGGACUCAGCCACUCUGUCCCCAGAGCCGAAUGGAGGACGGCCGACCGUGGAGCAGCCUCAGCCUGGCCAGCAGUGCCUCCACCAUCUCUUCGCUCAGCACCCUGAGCGCCAAGCAGACGCCCACGCGGGCGGUAAACAAGGUCCAUGCCUUUGGGAAGAGGAACAAUGCGCUCAGAAGGGACCCCAACCUGCCCGUGCACAUCCGAGGCUGGCUUCACAAGCAGGACAGCUCUGGGCUUCGGCUCUGGAAGCGCCGCUGGUUUGUCCUCUCUGGCCACUGCCUCUUCUAUUACAAGGACAGUCGCGAGGAGUGUGUGCUGGGCAGUGUCCUGCUUCCCAGCUACAGCGUUCGGCCAGAUGGACCCGGAGCCCCCCGGGGGCGGCGCUUCACUUUCACCGCUGAGCACCCGGGCAUGAGGACCUACGUCCUUGCGGCUGACACCUUGGAGGACCUGCGGGGAUGGCUGCGCGCACUGGGCCGGGCCUCCCGCGCGGAGGGCGAUGACUGUGGGCCAUCUAGGUCACCUCCUCGUCCCCAGCCUGGGGAGGGCCCUGGUGGCCCGGGGGGUCCCCCAGAGGUGAGCAAAGGAGAAGAGGGGCGCAUCUCGGAAUCACCAGAGGUGGCUCGGUUCUCCAGAGGUCGUGGCCAACCCGGACUACUGGCUCCCAGCCCCACCGCAGACCUCCAGUCUGGACCCAGGGUUUGCAGGACCAGAAGCCCAGACCCGUUUGCACCCCUCUCUCGCCCGCCUUCCCCGCUGAACCUUCCCCGUCCCCGAUCUGCUCCAGCGCGGCGACCCCCGCCCUCAGGAGACACAGCGCUCCCUCCCCGACCUCACACGCCCUUGAGUCGCAUUGAUGUCCGGCCUCCUCUUGAUUGGGGACCCCAACGACAGACCCUAUCCCGGACCCUCACACCCCGCAGAGGACCAUCCUCUGAAGCUGGAGGAGGACGGCGUCCCAGGAGCCCCCAAAACUGGAGUCAGGAACCCAGAAUAAAGGCCCCCCCUGGUUCCUCCACUUAUCUCCAGCUCCCCCCAAGACACCCUGGGACCCGGGCCUCCAUGGUUUUAUUGCCAGGUCCACCCCUGGACUCAACCUUCCAGCAAAGCUUGGAGACAGAUAGCCUGCUGACCAAGCUAUGUGGGCAGGAUCGGCUCCUGAGGAGGCUGCAGGAGGACAUCGACCAGAAGCAGGAGGAGAAGGAGCAGCUGGAAGCCGCCCUGGAGCUCACCAGGCAGCAGCUGGGCCAAACCACCAGGGAGGCUGCAGCUCCCGGCCGGGCCUGGGGUCGCCAGCGCCUCCUGCAGGACCGCCUGGUCAGCGUGAGGGCCGCCCUCUGUCAUCUGACUCAGGAGCGAGAGCGGAUUUGGGCCACAUACAGAGGCCUGGAGCAGGAGCUGGGCACCUUGCGAGAGACCCUGGAGUACCUGCUGCACCUUGGUUCCCCCCAGGACAGGGCCGCGGCUCAGCAGCAGCUGUGGAUGGUGGAGGACACGCUGGCAGGGCUGGGGAGCCCCCAGAAGCCGCGCCCCCACACUGAGCCUGAACCUCCUACCCCUGCAUUCCAAGGCGAGGAGUCCUCUGAGAGGGAGAGCCUGCCUGAGUCCCUGGAACUCAGCUCCCCUCAAUUGCCUGAGGCUGACUGGGGCCGGCCCCCUGGAGGUGACAGAGACCUUGGCAGCCCACGCUCAGGCCUGGCAUCUCCCAGGGUCUCCCGGGCUUCCAGCCCUGAGGGUCAUCGUCCCUCCUCCCCACUGCUGGGGAUCAAGGGUCCUACGGCCCGGCCCAGGAUGAGUGCCCAGGAGCAGCUGGAGCGCAUGCGCAGGAACCAGGACAGUGGACGGCCCCUCCUGCGCCCUGCUUCCCCCCGACUCCUUACCCUGGGGAGGACGCUGUCCCCAGCCAGACACCAGCCUGACGCAGAGCAGAGGGCUGUCCUAGGAGCUGCAAAGUUGCUCAGAAGCUCAGGGUCCUGGAGCAGUCCCAGGAACACUAGCCAUUACUUGACCACAUCCGACGGCCACAGGGAGCAGGUCCUCAGCCUGUCCCAAGCCCUGGCCACUGAGGCGUCGCAGUGGCGCAAACUGAUGACAGCUUCUCCAGGUGGGAAUUUGGACUGUCGCGAAGGCCCUAUCCCUUCUGUUGCUCAGUCGGACCCCAGGCCCCAGGUCACCUCGCCUCCGAGAUCCCCCGCAGUGACUGAUUCCUCCGAUUCCACUGGAUUCUCUGGGCGCAAAAGUGAGCGAGGUGGAGGUCCGUCUCCCUGGGAUCCCACGUGGGACUCGGGGAACGCCCCUCCAGCCGCCAGUCAGGACGACGGGGCGUGGCCUCUGAGGGUCACUCUGCUGCAGUCCAGUUUCUGACCUGCUUCGCCGAGGGGGCGUGGCCUGUGGCACCGCCUGGAUAUCUGUGGCCACUCAGAGCACCUGGGGGCGUGGUCUGGUCUCCACCUGUGUGGCCUGGGGAGGUGCCUGGUUUAUAUCGGUUAAAUUUGGUUUUGCCCACUGUCCAAAUUUGGAUUAAAACUUUGAACUUUCA
Messenger RNA from Cavia porcellus (domestic guinea pig), 3130 nucleotides. It is a transcript of the gene Plekha4, whose product is annotated as pleckstrin homology domain containing A4. Bases 619 to 2955 code for a protein of 778 amino acids. NCBI's taxonomy places the organism in Eukaryota, Metazoa, Chordata, Mammalia, Rodentia, Caviidae. Gene Ontology annotation, biological process: positive regulation of Wnt signaling pathway, planar cell polarity pathway; positive regulation of canonical Wnt signaling pathway. Gene Ontology annotation, cellular component: extrinsic component of cytoplasmic side of plasma membrane. Gene Ontology annotation, molecular function: phosphatidylinositol-4,5-bisphosphate binding; phosphatidylinositol-3,4-bisphosphate binding; phosphatidylinositol-3-phosphate binding. The transcript is spliced from 20 exons. The record is from RefSeq and is a predicted model, not a curated record.